Molecule: messenger RNA, 1891 nt
Organism: Acomys russatus (golden spiny mouse)
Lineage: Eukaryota; Metazoa; Chordata; Mammalia; Rodentia; Muridae
Gene: Scp2
Product: sterol carrier protein 2
Exons: 16
Coding region: 99-1742 (547 amino acids)
Molecular function (GO): acyltransferase activity, transferring groups other than amino-acyl groups
Source: RefSeq, a predicted model, not a curated record
GGGGAUAUCCGGACUUGAAAGGACUCGGGUUCAGAACAGGUAUCAGUUUGUGGGAAACGGUGUCCGCUGCAGAAGUCUCCCCGUCCGCUGCCAGAGCUAUGCCUUCUGCCGCGUUGAAGUCUCCGCGCCUGCGUCGCGUGUUCGUAGUCGGCGUUGGCAUGACUAAGUUCAUGAAGCCUGGAGGUGAAAAUUCACGAGAUUAUCCUGAUUUGGCAAAGGAAGCAGGCCAGAAGGCCCUGGCAGAUGCGCAGAUCCCUUACUCCGCAGUGGAGCAGGCAUGCGUUGGCUAUGUGUACGGGGACUCCACCUGCGGGCAGAGGGCUAUCUACCACAGUUUGGGAUUGACUGGCAUUCCUAUAAUUAAUGUCAACAAUAACUGUUCUACGGGUUCGACUGCCUUGUUCAUGGCGCGGCAACUGAUUCAAGGAGGUGUGGCAGAUUGUGUGCUGGCGCUCGGGUUUGAGAAGAUGGAAAGGGGAUCCCUUGCGAUAAAGUAUUCAGAUCGGUCCAAUCCAGUUGACAAACAUCUUGAUGUCUUGAUCAACAAGCACGGACUCUCUGCCCACCCAGUUGCUCCUCAGAUGUUCGGGCACGCUGGGAAAGAACAUAUGGAAAAAUAUGGAACAAAAGUUGAACACUUUGCAAAAAUUGGAUGGAAAAAUCAUAAGCACUCAGUGAAUAACCCGUAUUCCCAGUUUCAAGAUGAGUACAGCAUAGAUGAAAUAAUGAGCUCAAAACCGGUUUUUGAUUUUCUGACUAUCUUACAGUGCUGUCCCACCUCAGAUGGCGCAGCCGCGGCGAUUCUGUCCAGUGAGGACUUUGUGCAAAAGUACGGCUUGCAGUCUAAAGCUGUGGAGAUUGUGGCGCAGGAGAUGAUGACCGACUUGCCCAGCACAUUUGAAGAAAAAAGCAUAAUUAAAAUGGUUGGCUAUGACAUGAGUAAAGAAGCUGCCAGGCGGUGCUAUGAGAAGUCCGGCCUGAGACCAAAAGAUGUUGACGUGAUAGAGCUUCACGACUGCUUCUCGUCCAAUGAGCUCCUGACUUACGAAGCACUGGGGCUCUGUCCAGAAGGACAAGGUGGAGCACUGGUUGACAGAGGAGACAACACUUAUGGAGGAAAAUGGGUCAUAAACCCUAGUGGUGGACUCAUUUCAAAGGGACACCCACUGGGAGCUACAGGUCUGGCUCAGUGCGCGGAGCUCUGCUGGCAGCUGAGAGGCGAAGCCGGAAAGAGGCAGGUUCCCGGGGCAAAGGUGGCUCUGCAGCACAAUUUAGGCCUUGGAGGAGCUGCGGUUGUCACCCUCUACAGGAUGGGUUUUCCUGAAGGUACCAGCUCCUUCAGAGCGCACCAGAUUUCGGCCGCUCCCACGAGCUCUGCAGGCGAUGGGUUCAAGGCAGAUCUUGUCUUUAAGGAGAUCGAGAAGAAGCUACAAGAGGAAGGGGAGCAGUUUGUGAAGAAAAUCGGUGGCAUUUUUGCCUUCAAAGUGAAGGACGGCCCCGGGGGCAAAGAGGCCACCUGGGUGGUGGACGUGAAGAACGGCAAAGGGUCGGUGCUUCCCAGCUCAGAUAAGAAAGCUGACUGCACCAUCACCAUGGCCGACUCAGACUUGCUGGCUUUGAUGACUGGCAAAAUGAACCCUCAGUCGGCCUUCUUUCAAGGUAAAUUGAAAAUUGCUGGUAACAUGGGUCUGGCAAUGAAACUGCAAAACCUCCAGCUUCAGCCGGGCAAAGCUAAGCUGUGAAGAGCCUCUUCGGCAACUCAGGACAUCAAGAUGAGAUUUAUAGAUGUAUAGAGAUAUCCACGUCUCAUUCAGAACUUAGCUAAGUGGGUGUGGCCAAUCAUGUUUUUUCUGAGCUGGGGGUGUGUAGGGCCUCGCAGCCUGCCACUGCG